ACCCUUACGUUACUCUACAUAUCUGCCCUUCCAUUUCGGCUUCCGCCACUGUCUUGCGCCUCCAUCUGUAUUGGCUAUGGCUCGGUUUCAAGGUUAUGGUUCAGCUAGAGUACAACCUGCCGAAUGCUUGGCACCACGAUUUCUCUGUAUAAUUACUAUUUAAAAGACAAUAACAAGAGCUUUUAAGAAGUCAGUGUUAGUGAAGUUGGAAGACUUGCGUGUUAACUCCUACUGCAAUGUUGCUGAGGUUCUUAAGAAAAUAGACAUAUCUAAGAAUACUGUAUUUGGUUGGAUGUUAAGAAUAGAAGACAUGUCUUGGCUGAGUGGGCAGUUGAUUUUGGGAUUGAUUGGAAACUUUGUGAUUGAAGUUAAUGGAAACACAAAUGACUGUGUCAUCAGGUUUCACAUUAAAGACAGUGUCAUCAGCUGCCAGAAGCAUGAUCUUGCAGUAAUGUGUGCUUUAAAGUUUGGAGCUGUGAAGCCAAAUAUUUCCGAAUAGCUUGAAGGAGAUAUAUGGACAAAUUAUUUAGGAGCCAAGACAACUGUGACUUGUGUAGAUAUUCAGAAUGCAUUGAAGAAUUACAAGAGCAUUGAUGAUAGUAGACUGACAAAUGAUGGAGUCAAACUGGCACUACUAUACAUACUUUCACAUUGCUUAUUUGGGAAUCAAUCUGCUAGACCCAUGAAGGCAUACUACAUAAAUUUAGUUAAUGACUUGGAUGCAUUCAAUGCUUAUCAAUGGAGUGAUGACGUUUCGGUGGACUUAGUUAACAAGGUGAAACAGAGCUGUGAGGCACUAGAUAAAGGAAAAGUAGACAGAGUAACAUUCCCUGGCUUCAUAGUGGCAUUCCAGUGGUGGGCAUUUGAAACUUUUCCUGAUUUAGCAAAGGUUGGCUUGUGCAAAUUCAUCAAGGGGACGACACAUCAUACCAAGGACUCUAAAGUGGUAGUUUAAAAAAACCUACACUGGAGGUCCUUUCUGAAAUUAUAUUCAAGAAUGACAAGUUUGAAUGGACACAUAUAGUACCAACUGCAGAUGAGAUUGUUAUGAUAGAAGAGGGAAAUGACAUAAAUGAGGAGGUGAUGCACCUUGUGAUUAACAAUGUUGGCAGGAUUGAUGCUCAAAAGCCAAAUACUAUUGUAGCAAAAGAGAAACAAAAGGUGAUGCAGACCAGAGUAGCCAAAAGAAAAACAACAAAAGUUGGGAGGGGCACGGGUAAAGCAAUCAAAUCUCAAGAAGGACCUUCUAGAAGAAGAAGAAACCAGACUACAGUAGAAAAAGAGAGUGAUGAUGAUUCAAGUGAUCAAGAAAGUGAUGAAGGUGAAGAGACCGAUAGUGAUGAUUCUAGUGAGAGUGGAAGGGAAGGAGAUAAGUAUGUAGUCUUCAUGAACAAAGACAGCAAAAGUAUUAAAAAGAGCAUGAGAAAACAAGCAAAGGAGUUUGCCAGAUUAGUGGUAGAAAUGAAAAAUAUGAAGAAGACUAAAAAAAAGCAAGAGGAUAUUUUGAAAGAUGUCAUUCUGAUGCUCAACAAAAUGUCACAGAGUGUUGAGAAGAGUGAGCCCCUACAAAAGCAACUGCAGAGGGUGAUACAGAUGAAGAAGAAAAUGGAGAAGAAAAAGAAGAAAAUGAAAAAGAAAAAGAAGAUGAUGUGAUAGCCAUGACUAGGCCAGAUUCUGAGAAUGAUGUUGUUGAUAUGGCUGUGCAAGAGAAGACUGGGUUGAUGAAUGCAGAGGCUGAGGAUGGUGUUGUACAGAAUGAUGAUGUUGUAGAAAAUGAGAAUGCUGGUAUAGAGAAAGAGGUUGCAAAUGUUGAGAGUGACCAUUCAUGUGUGAAUAAGGAUGCUAAUGCAGAGGCCGAGGAUGCUAAAGAAGAGACUGAGGAUGCAGAAAGAAAUGAAAAGGAAAUGCAAGAGAAGAACACUGAGGAGAUAGAAAAGAACACUGAAGAAGCAGUUUGUGACAUGCCUACAUUCAAAAUACUCACUCAGUCUCAAGGUAGUGAGAAAAAAAUUGAAGACAAUGUCCAAAUGCAAGAGGAGGGACUACCUGCACAGGAAGAUAAGAAAGACACUGGUGAGUCUGGUUGGGGGAUGGGCUCACAGGAAAAUAGUCAGUUUGUCCAAGAGAUGUGCAGGAGUGCAGAUGAAGUGGCAAAAAAGGCUUUUGGGAGCUAUUCUUCUAAUCCAUGCAGAGCACUCGUAAUAACUGAUCAGGAGGAUCUUCCCAAACAAAAGCGUGUUGUUAGGUCACCAAUGAAGUACAUGGGAACUGAGCAUGCAUCAAAGAGGAAGAAGAGAGAAAAGAGAAAGAAAAGAGAAGAUGAAUUUCUGCCACCUUUGAAGAAAAUAAUUGGACCUUUCUCUGAAGAUCCAACAGAGAACCUACUGGUUGAAGAAAUAUAGAGGGUGAAACAAUACGUGGAAGUUGGAUUGGUGAAGAACUUCACAAAAAACAAAACUGGCAGAAGGUACAAAAAGGACGAAGACAGAAUGACCAACAAACUAAUUUUGCUAGAUACAAUGAAAGUUGAAUAAAAAAUGGUUAUAUGACCUGUUUAUGAAUGACCAAUGGAUCACUGACAAGGUACGCAUACAAAUGAUCAUAUAUUUGUCAGUUUAAUUACAGUGUAAAUUUAAAUAAAUCUGAGUCAGUACAGAAUGACAUUAUCAGUUAGUUUGCUUUACCAUUAAUUGCUAAAUGUGUAUUUACUUCUUACAGCAUGUUGAGGUAGUAAUGUACUAUUUGGGCAUGAAAAGGGUGCAUUACAAACUGUCACCGAAGUAUACCACAACUGGCCCUUUUUCUUGCAAAUACUCAAGCGUGAACUUGACACAAUAUCAAAGGGGUACAAAACCUACCACAAGUCAGCAGAACAAGAAAACAUUGUGCAUGAAAUAAUAGGUGCUAACAACUAUAGCCUACACUGGAGCAAAGCAAACUAUGUGUACUUUCCUUUGAAUACUGGUAAUCAUUGGGUGUUGUUAGUACUAGAUAUCAAGCAAAUAAAAGUUAGGGUGUACAAUUCAAAUACCAUAAGAGGUGAUUCACUGAGGGUUAUCAGAUCCUAUUAUGCAAGCAUAACUGUGCUCCUGCCCAGAAUUAUGGAUUAUUACAGAGUCUAUGAACUGAUGGGUGAAGAGAGUAUGGGUGAAAGGUAUUUGGAAGUUGAGCCUAUAGAAGGAUGUCCACAACAAGAUGAUGGGUCAUAAGAGCAUAUAAAUUUACUUGAAUAGAUUGCGUAAUAGUGAACUUCUUUUUUAUUUUAAUUUUUUUUGCUUUAUGUUAUGCAUCAGGGGGAAACUGUGGAAUAUACAUGUUGAAGAUGGCAGAAUUUCUAAUGGUAGAGAUGGACAUGGAUGCCAUAUAUCCUGAAGCAAUACCCUUGUUUAGGGAAAAAAUGGUAACUAAGUUGGUUCAAUACAUCCAGAGAAGGCAGGCUGAGAAAGAAUGAAGUGUAGCUUUUAAUUUAAUAUGUAAUAGUACUUUUGGAACAUCCAGUACAUUUGUUUUUAAACAAUUAUGCUUAUCCUUUAUUAUUGUUUUGAAACAAUUAUGUUUAUCCUUCGUUAUUGUUUUUGAACAACAUGUUGUUUGACUUUGUUAUUGUUUUCGAACAGAACGUAUGAACAUAUGUUUCAAAUGGUAAUGGUUCAUACUUCAUAGGA
This is a messenger RNA of Cuscuta europaea, 3665 nucleotides long. The record is from the annotation of a GenBank genome assembly. Lineage: Eukaryota; Viridiplantae; Streptophyta; Magnoliopsida; Solanales; Convolvulaceae.